Clonostachys byssicola is the source of this 618-nucleotide messenger RNA. NCBI's taxonomy places the organism in Eukaryota, Fungi, Ascomycota, Sordariomycetes, Hypocreales, Bionectriaceae. The record is from the annotation of a GenBank genome assembly.
AUGAGCGCGUCUCCAGUUAUACUUGUCACAGCCGGAUCCGCGGGUCUCGGGUCUGCCGUUGCUCGACUGUUUGCCCAUAAUGGAUAUAGAGUUGUCAUCAAUUACAACACGGAUAGCGAGCGUGCUAGGACAUUGAUUGCAGAACUUUCUGCCCAACAUGCCAAGUUAGAUGAUGUUGAGGGAGCUACAACGAUAUCGCGAUAUAUCUCGAUCCAGGCCGAUCUGGCUUCGGCUCCGGAAAUCCGACGUCUGGUCAAGGAGACAUAUGCUGCCAUGGGACGUAUCGAUGUUGUGUUGUCGAAUGGAGGCUGGACCAGAUUCCGCGAUACAGCAUCGAUUGACGAUAACGUGUUUGAAGAAGACUGGGAUAGAGCAUUUAACAUGAAUGUGAAAUCUCACCUUUGGCUUUUGCAAGCAUCCAAGCAGUACCUCGAGGAAACGGAAGGGGCUUUCAUCACAACUGCAUCCCUUGCAGGCGUGACUGGUAUGGGUAGCUCUUUGGCCUACGGAACCACAAAGGCCGCCCAGUUACACAUGGUUAAGGGUUUAGCUUGUAUGGUAGCACCUAAGAUCCGCGUCAACAGUGUAUCACCAGGGCUACUGCAAACGGUGAGAUAA